Molecule: messenger RNA, 1758 nt
Organism: Gymnogyps californianus (California condor)
Lineage: Eukaryota; Metazoa; Chordata; Aves; Accipitriformes; Cathartidae
Product: collagen alpha-1(XVIII) chain-like
Source: RefSeq, a predicted model, not a curated record
AUGACCACAACCAUCCCCACCACCAGCACCAACAGGGAGACGGUGCAGCCCGUCAGGAAGCAGCACCGACCCACGGUCACCCCGGAGAUCUUCGAGGGGAGCACGGAGGAAGAGGAGUUCCUGCAGAUCAAGACGACCACGAAGGGACUGCCCCGGCGGGUGCCCCCAGCCCCGGAGAUGGACCCUGCUCUCCAGGGAGAGAAAGGCGACCGAGGGUCCCCAGGAGACAGAGGCCAGCCUGGAUUCUCUGGGGAGAGAGGGAAGUCCGGCAGCCCAGGGCAGCCAGGUCACCAGGGUCCUCGGGGCCCCCCGGGUCCUCCGGGACCACCGGGGCCCCCGGGACCACCAGGUGCCUGGGGAGCCAGGAGCCCACCCGCACCCGCCGCCCUCCCCGAGGGAUCGGAGAAUGAGCUGGGAGCAUCCAGCCCUGCGGGAAACCCGGGACCCCCAGGCCCCCCCGGGCUGCCUGGCCUGCCCGGACCCCCAGGCUACCCGGGCCACGAAGGCCCCCCGGGGGUCCCUGGGCGGGAGGGGCAGCCGGGACCACCCGGCCCGCCGGGGCUGGGACCACCCGGUUUCCCUGGGGCUGAAGGACCUCCGGGGUCUCCAGGCUUGGCUGGGCCAGACGGAGCACCGGGGGCACCAGGGCUCCCAGGGCCACAAGGUCCCCCCGGGGUGCCUGGGCACGAAGGACCUCCUGGUCCCGCAGGACCUGCAUCGCUCCCUGGCAAACCAGGGCUCCGAGGGGAGCCGGGAUUCCCCGGACUAAAGGGUGAGAAGGGCGAACGCGGACUGCCAGGCAUGCCGGGGAGCCCUGGCCGGACCGGAGAGACGGGCUCCCCGGGCAUGCCCGGUCCCAUGGGGCCACCGGGGCCACCAGGGGACUACAGGUGCGACUCGCACCACGCAGGGCACCGCGGAUCGGCCGGGCCGCCGGGCCCCAAGGGGUGCUGCUACGGGGAACACGGGUGCAAACCAGGCCACCUCCCCUUCCCCAGCACCGGCAGCCAGUCCGGCUCCUGGGUGCCCAUCAGCGGGUACCAAACGGGCGGCAAAGAGGAGCCGGAGAUUUACGGAGCGAUCAUCCCCCAUGUGAGAGACACUGCCUGCACCAAAAUAGCCCAGUCCAAUCUCCACACUGCUCUACUGCAGGGUCUUCGAGGUCCCCCCGGGAACCCUGGCCCCCCCGGGCCCCCCGGGCCCCCCGGAGCACCAGGUCUCCUCUACCUCAAUAGGGUUUACCCCGUCCGUGCCCAGCCGCCCUGCAAGCAGCCGGUAAGCCACAGCCUUGCCGUCCCUGAGAGGGACACUGUCCCCUCCCCAUGCACCGGGAAGGGUGUCCCUGUGCCCGGCGGCAGUAACGGGCCCCGCUUGCCUUCACAGGCAGCCGCCGACGCAGGUUGGGCAGCAGGCUCUCCAGAUGCUGACAUCCCUCAGACAGAGCCGCCGGACUCCCGUGCCGAUCUCCGGCGCCAGACGUGGGUCUUCAGGUCCAAGGAGCUGAUGCUGAAGUCGGGCGGCGCGGUGCCCGAGGGGAGCCUGGUCUACGUGCAGGAAGGGAGCAGCGCCUUCCUCCGGACCUCCACCGGCUGGAGCCGCCUCCUGCUGGAGGAUUUGGAGUCGCUCUUCGCUGGUGACGACCCCUCCGCCUCCACCCCACGGUACCAGGAGGCGAAGCAGGUGAAGACAAGAGGUCCUGACGUGGGGCCACCCGCGCUGGCCCUGACAGACUCACUGGGAUGGGUGUCCCUGGGCUGA